CUAAUAUGCAUUACUUUAAACCAAUGUAUGUACUAACGUUACCCACAAUAAAUAUUCUUUGAAACGCAUAAUUGAUUACAUCUAUAGCUUUGUGCUCGGACUACGGGAGGAUUGUUUUUCCAUUGCUCAAGACUCUUGUUUGGUCUGGACGCUUGUAUUUCCAGUCUCGUGAUUGGUCAGUUAAAGUUUCCCGGUUAAUGGUCGAGUGGGGCAACGAGGGAGGGUUUCAUCUGAGCCAGAGAAACGAGAUCAUACAAGAGAAAGUGAAACAGACCCAUGAUCGCUCAGGGUCAUCCUCAUCUGUGAUAUUGAAGAACUGCGUAAAAUGGCGAAUAAUGUUGAUGAUGCUCAAGCAGAACUGGACUCGGUGGAGGCAGAGUUGGAGAUGGUGGAACUGCAGAUCUCUGAGCUGCUGGAGAAACAGACGAAGCUGAACUCCCGGAAAAACAAACUCCUGCAAGUCCUGGAGGGAGCCUGCAGCUCGGCGCAGCCCUCUGGAUCCAGCAAACCUCCCAAACCAUCCUUCAGCAAACAGGACCUAAAGCACUAUGAGGAGUCAGGUUUCCCAUGGUCUGAAGAAGUUCAGGCGAAGCUGGCUAGCGUGUUCCAGCUCACCAAAUUUCGCCCCCUGCAACGGACGGCCAUAAAUCUCAGCAUGUCAGGGAAAGACCUUUUCCUGGUAAUGCCCACUGGACGAGGAAAAAGCCUGUGUUACCAACUGCCAGCCCUCUGCUCCAAGGGUUAUACAUUAGUUAUCGCCCCAUUGGUGUCUCUAAUGGAGGAUCAGCUGAUGUAUCUGAAGUCCGUUAAUGUCCCGGCAGUGACUCUCAAUUCUUCCAGUACAAAGGAGGACUCUAAGCGUGUCUUGGCAGGGAUGAUAGAUAAAAACAGCCCCUUCAAGUUGCUCUAUGUAACCCCUGAGAAAAUCGCCAAGAGCAAACUACUGAUGUCCAAACUAGAAAAGGCCUACAACAUGAGUCUGUUGGCACGCAUCGCCGUUGAUGAAGUUCACUGCUGCAGUCAGUGGGGGCAUGACUUCCGGCCAGAUUACAAGCUUCUGGGUAUCCUAAAGCGCCAGUUCCCUAAAGUCCCAUUGGUUGGACUGACUGCCACAGCAACCAGCAGCGUCCUUAAAGAUUGCCAGAAGAUUCUGUGUGUUCAGGAACCCAUCACUCUGACAGCACCGUUCAACAGACCAAACCUUUACUAUGAGGUUCGUUUUAAAGAUAGCGACGACUGUACCGACCAAAUUGCACAGCUGAUUAGAGAAAGAUACAAAAACCAAUCAGGAAUCGUGUAUGUGUUCUCCCAGAAGGAUGCAGAAGCCGUGGCUACAGACCUGCAGAAGAGAAACAUUCUUGCUCAGCCAUACCACGCCAACAUGGAGCCUUCAGACAAGUCUCUGGUGCAUCAGCGGUGGUCCUCCAAGAAGAUCCAGGUGGUCGUUGCCACUGUGGCUUUUGGGAUGGGCAUUGACAAGGCAGAUGUUCGAUUUGUUAUCCAUCACACCAUCAGCAAAUCUAUCGAAAAUUACUAUCAGGAGAGUGGACGUGCAGGCAGGGAUGAUGGCUCGGCAGACUGUAUUGUAUUCUUCGGGUUUGCAGACAUCUUCAGAAUAAGCAGUAUGGUUGUGAUGGAGAACACUGGGCAGCAGAAGCUACAGAAUAUGGUGGCAUAUUGUCAAAAUGUGGACCGGUGUCGGCGUGCUAUGAUGGCUGUUCAUUUUGAUGAAGUUUGGGAUGAUGAUGAGUGCAACCAAAUGUGUGAUGUUUGUCGACAUGGCAAUGAGUACAUCACAAUGGACAUCACCAAACAAGCUCGAGACGUUGUCACCAUAGUAGAAAUGGCCAGCUCUGUGGAUGAAAAGUUGACCCCUCUGAAAGUCUGUGAUGCUUGGUUGGGAAAAGGGCCUGCCAAGCAUCGCAAAACGAUAAAGGUCACGUCACUGUCACGCUUGGAAGUGGAGUCCAUUAUCAUCCACCUUUUGUUGCAUGGCUACUUCAGUGAGGACUUUAGCUUCACUCCCUACACAACCCACUUCUACUUAAAGCUGGGCCGUAAGGCAGCUCUCCUGAAGAAUGAGAAUCACUCCAUCACUAUGAAGAUGAGGAGAAUGAUGUCACACGCUACUUGCCCACGACAGGUAACGAGCUGUUGUGCCGCCCCACAGGUAAAGAAAGUGUCAGAAAGUGCUGGGGAGAAAAGUAGUGCCAAAGUAGAGGGAAAGAGACCAGCUGACAGUGACGGCAAAAAAUCAGUGGCCAAGAAAGUCAAGACUCUUCCCUAGUUCUUAAGGAGAAGAACCAAAAAGUUGAGACACAAGAGCAAGUCGAGACAGCCUUGAUCGAUGUGUCCAACGUGGCCAUUCAGAUGCAUAACAAACCUAAAAUCAGUAAAAAUCAAUGCUUCGGAAGCAACUGUGUAUGUAAAGCCAACUUCAGUAUUUGAGAUUGAUGUUGAGGUCAAUCUUGUAGAAGAACAGAAUUGUUAAAGUGAAGAAGAGAAAGGCCUUAAAAACUACCCUGCACAGCAAUCUUCAUCACUGAAAAGGAGGCAGUAAGAUCCGUUAACUCAGAACUGUGCUGUUAAUGCUGACCAGGCGAAGGCGGAUCUGGUUAGCACACCUUCUGAGAUCUCUAUCAUCUCUGCAGCUGCUGUGGAGGAGCUACACCAUCUGCACAGUUACUAUAGCAAGCAGUUGAGACGAAUCAACUACAUUUCCCAUGAGCACUUGCAAAGCUCCCAGCCUGAGAUGCUGAGAUGUAUAAGAGAGCCCUUCAAAACCCUCCGUUUCCCAUCGAGGACGACCAUAGCCAGAGGUGCCAAGAAUUUAUGGACUCAUGUUAGCAUGAGGAGGAAGCUCAUACAGUGAAUUAUGUUUCCUUUCUGAUCUCUGUUGCAUUUUAUUUUGUAGUUUGAAGAUAAUUUUGGGGGGAAAUAAACUUUAGUUGGUUUUGACAAAAAACACUUCUAGCCAUGUUAUUUAAGUAAUUUUGGAUGAAAAAACAGCCCAUUGUAACUGCUAUAGUGAUAAUUACAAAGACUAAACUUAGUCUCUGAAAGGUGAUAAUUACAAUUUUACCCUUAUAAUUUGCAUAUUUCAAAGAACCAUGAAUGGGGGUUGAAUUUUACUUCAUUAAACUUGAUUGCUUAGGAUUUUAGAGACAAUGUUGCAGUAAUUAAAUAAAUAUAUAUCAAUAGUCUACAUUUUUAUUAGUUUUUUUUAUUUUUUAUUUAGUCAGUCAGCACUUAAUGUUGGGAACAUGGCAAAAUAGUACAUUUAUAUUGCAAACCUUCCUUAAAUGUCACUUGUAUCAUUUUUGACAUAGUAUAUUCAAUUACAUAUGUACAACUGACAAAAGAAAAUAAAUCACAGGAAAAUAUUUUAAACAAA
Messenger RNA from Carassius gibelio (silver crucian carp), 3394 nucleotides. Its product is annotated as ATP-dependent DNA helicase Q1. Gene Ontology annotation, molecular function: four-way junction helicase activity; 3'-5' DNA helicase activity; ATP binding. Gene Ontology annotation, cellular component: cytoplasm; chromosome. The coding region runs from base 326 to 2287 and encodes 653 amino acids. The record is from RefSeq and is a predicted model, not a curated record. Gene Ontology annotation, biological process: DNA replication; double-strand break repair via homologous recombination. The transcript is spliced from 16 exons. Lineage: Eukaryota; Metazoa; Chordata; Actinopteri; Cypriniformes; Cyprinidae.